Molecule: messenger RNA, 243 nt
Organism: Pyricularia oryzae 70-15
Lineage: Eukaryota; Fungi; Ascomycota; Sordariomycetes; Magnaporthales; Pyriculariaceae
Exons: 3
Coding region: 1-243 (80 amino acids)
Source: RefSeq, a predicted model, not a curated record
AUGGGCGACCAGGGGUGGACCGUGAAUGAAUGGGCUGGCUGGCUUGACGGGUGUUCGUCGGUUGACACCCACCGUGGGCCGGACGCGAUGCCUACAGUAACCCAGCAUCUGGUAGUGUGCGGUGGUGGUAGGGGGGGGGGGGGGGGGGCGGGUACCUAUUGCCUACUUGAGGCACCGAACCGAUUGUUGUCCAACCAGGACGGUUGCCCAGGCGGCAAGCAGCCUCAAUGCGUUUCCUACUGA